Messenger RNA from Protopolystoma xenopodis, 528 nucleotides. Lineage: Eukaryota; Metazoa; Platyhelminthes; Monogenea; Polystomatidea; Polystomatidae. The record is from the annotation of a GenBank genome assembly.
AUGUCCUUCAGUUGGGAGUUGCGUGAUGCUCCUACGGCUGGCAGUCUCAUCGGUUUCUCGGAGCUGGCCAGUGGUGAGAUCCAGGUUCAUCAGUCACAAGAGUCUGAGACCACAGUUUCUUCCCGGUUGGUGCUGCAGAAUGUGCGUAAACCCAAGCUUGACAAGAUGACACAGGCCGACCAGAUGGUGUACGUACGCUGUCGCGUUCGCCUUGGCCAGCAGCAGUACCGUUCAGUCUAUCUUCCGGUGCGUGUGUUAUCACCAAGCUCUGAGGAGCUGGCCGAAGCUGGUACACGCUAUCCUGGCUAUUGGAGUAAUGAUACCAGUCUACGUGCGGUUAUAAUGGAGGUCUCGGAAGAAAAUCCGACGCUUGAAGUGAAAGUUGGUGGAUCUUUGCAGCUCACGUGCAUGGCUGUUGAUGUACAAGGUAAACCCGCCAUGGACGGUGAUUUGACGUAUGGUUGGCUCUUCACUGGGCCCGACGGUGACACCUCAGUUGAGCCUCCAGCCUCCAGCUACUCGAUGCUC